AUGGAGUUCGAAAAGUUGAAUAAAAAGUUGAAGCUUUUUCAAAAAGCAGUCACCACAAGGAAGAACAAGCGCAAAUCUUUGUGUAGUGAGAGCUUAAGAGAAGAUGGACAAGAGGCAAAAGUUUUGCCCAGUAGGUUUAAGGAUAAAGGAAUUAACCUUGGCAUCUCCCAAAACCAAUCUUUUAGAAAUAAAUCAGCUGAAAAAUAUAAGAUGAACCAGAGCGUGCUGGUUCCUAAUUUUAACAAGUCUGCACAUCUGAAUAAAAUAGAUUUUGUAAGCAACUUUAAGGCAGAUAAUAGACUAGGAAAUCCUCCUAGAAGAGCCAACCAGUCAGUUCAUCAUUAUGAGUCAUUGCGAGUUUGGUCAAAGAGCACACAGAACAAAGGCCGCUUCUGAAGAGUCAAUUACAGACUCACUGAUGUUCACAAGGCUAGAAUUAAUAAAAUUCCUGCAAGACCAAUCACCGAUACUAAGAAUUUGGACAAUGAUAGAGCCAAAGAUCCCGUGAAAAUUGAGCUUGACAAGAUUAAGUCUGACUUUGGAAAAUUUUCUGUUGAUAGUCAGGCCCAAUCGAAAGUUGAUAAUGACUAUCAUACAUCCAGAACUGUUAAGAGAAAAGAUUUGGAAAACCAAGUGUUGAGGAAAAACUCUGAUGCUAAAAUCAAAAAAUUUAUUCAGAAAAUUCAAGAUCUUGAACAAGAAAAUACAGAUCUAAGAGAUUAUAAUCGCAAGUUACUCAAAUUGGAAGACAAUUCUUCCAUUCUCUCUACUGAUGUGCAUACCUUUUAUCAAGAUGUCUUCAUUACUGAUCUAAACAAGCAGAUUGACAAGAAUAACCAGAAAGAAGGAGAAUAUAAAAAGCAAAUUACUGAGCAAGCAAUUAUAAUUGAGAAGCUGCAAAAAGAAGUUCAGCAUUUAAACAAAGUAUUGAAUCGAUACAGAAAUAUCGUAAACGAGCUCACUAAAUAAAGAAAAUGGCCUUCUAAAAUCUCAGAAUUUGCAGAGAUUAGGGAAACCUAUUCAAAGACUUCAUUCAAUGAUUGGGAAUGAUCACGAUGAUUCUUCAAUAUUGGAUGAUGAAAGCAGUGUCCAGUUUGAAGCACCUUUGUCCAUAACAUCUGGGUUUAAUCAAAAGACAAUGCUUCCUGGAAAUGAUGCUAGCAGGCUCAGCUCGACUAUCUCGCUAAUUAAGCAGGCAAAGGCCAAGAAGUCUAAUCGUAUCAAACUGGAUAUGAUCAACAACUGUCUAUCAGCGAUCUCGAAGACAAGACAUUUGAAUAAUAUGAUUGACAUCUUCAAACAAAAGGUCAGACUAUUGGUCAAUGUGGAUCAAGUCAAUGUCAUCCUCACAAAUAACAUUGUAGUAGAUGCUUUCAACAAGGAGAAAAAGGGGUACACCCAGCCGAUAAAGCUGGAGGAAUGCACUAUCUUCAGAGCUAUGGAAAACAGAACCGGCAACAAACAUACUCAAGAUAAUGAUAAUUUUAGAAAUUUUUACUGAGGGACUUUUGAAGAAGCUUUCAUUGGUCAAAAAGGCAAGAACUACAUGAUAUCUCCUAUAAAGGACUUCUCAGCUACUAAGAAGCAUGGGCAUCUUAGUAAAUAUCCUAUGUACGCUAUUGUCCAAGUCGAGAGGACCAAGAAGAACUCUCCAAAAUUUGAGAUUAAAGAAAACCAGAUUCUCGAUUCUCUUUGCUUAAUGAUGAGUUCAUGCAUUCAGAGAGUCCAGAAUACCCAAGACUGUAACAGGAAAGAAGAAAGAGUGAUGCAUCUCUUGAAGACUUUCAGACAGAUUGCAAUGGAAAGGAAUCAUGUCAACAUUUAUAACAAGAUUAUUGAAUAUGUACCUAAGAUCAUGAAUGUCGAGAAAGCAGGUCUGUUUAUGACGGAUCCUGCUGAUAAAUAAAUCAAUGUACAACAUCUCAACAUGGGAGAAAGACUCAAGCGGAGUUCCUUAUAUUACUCAAGUAGCCAGAUAUCCGUCAAAUGUUGGCCUAACUGGCAUAUGAAUGAUGAAUAAAGAGGUUAUUAGAUAUGAUAAGGACAAAACUAAUCUAAUAGAAGAGAAAGGAGAGAAAGGAGACAAAGGAAGACAGGGAUUUAUUUCUGAAAUCGAUAAUUAUAUGGAAGCAGGUACAAUACACAAUGCUCUCUAUGGUCCCUUGAUUGAUGAUUUGGGAAAACCAGUUGGAUGAAUUCAACUUUUGAACAAAAAGGGCAAGGCUGAAUUCACAGAUACCGAUUUAGAAGAGUUCCAAACAAUAUUAGAUGUCACUGCAGCAACAGUUGACAAUUCUAACGAAUCUUUGAAGGGAAUGAACUUAGUUACCUCCUUACUGCAAACCAUCCAGACAAUUCAUUCAUUAUUCUCAAACGAUCUCGCAACACUUGCAAAUCUCCACGAGAUAGAAUUUGUAGCUAAUAUAAAGCUGAUCAAGGAAGAACUCAGCACAUUAGUUGAUAGUAAAAAGAAGCAAUUCUUCAGAGACGGGGUCUUACUUGAAGAAUACUUCAGCCAAGUAAAAGGUGGAAGCGUCACCCUCAAAGAUACUAUUGAAAAUGAUAUUAAAUAG
Moneuplotes crassus is the source of this 2573-nucleotide messenger RNA. The record is from the annotation of a GenBank genome assembly. Lineage: Eukaryota; Ciliophora; Spirotrichea; Euplotida; Euplotidae.